GUGUCGUGAGCUGGACGAAAAUUGCCUCUAAACGCCAUGAAGAUCAAUGAGAAAAAUAUGGUGGCAUUCGCGACCUCUGCGACGCCAGUGGACCGCGAAGGCUGGUUGAACAAACGCGGCGAGAUGAAUCGCGGAUAUCAAAGGCGGUGGUUCGUUCUCAAAGGGAAUAUACUGUUCUAUUUCGACCGUCGCGGUGACAAAGAGCCCGUGGGUAUGAUUGUGCUCGAAGGCUGUACGAUUGAAUUAGCAGAAGACGAGGAGCAGUUUGGCUUCAAGAUAGUUUUUCAUGGACCAAACAACAGAAGCUACGCUUUAGCAGCAGAGUCUCAGGAAUCUAUGGAGCAAUGGAUGAAGGCAUUGGCUUGCGCCAGUUACGAUUACAUGAAACUUAUGGUAACCGAGCUGCAGCGUCAGCUGGAUGCUGUAGAGGAAGAGACGGCAACGUCCACACCUGUGCAACAAUCGCCUAAAGCACCGCCAAGACAACGACAUAAUCCUUUCAACCGACCAGAUUCGCAUCAUCGUUCUCAAAGCGUCAGAUCGGCGCCUGGUAGGACAGAGAACGUACCCAGAACUAGAAUAAGCUUCCGUGAGCUUCACACAGCAUAUGGCAGGCGAAUCCUGGCUGAUCUAAAUGCAUGGAGGCACGCUAGGAAAAACGCGGAAGCACCUCUAAUCACUCUGUAACUUUGCACACGUUUUUGUAGAUACACUUGAUCGAACAAUGUGCAUAAUUCAUGAAAGUUACUGACUCCAGGAGUCCACUAUACACCUAGCGUUAACGGACGUUAAAAGUUUUUAUAAAGAAAAUGACGUCAUUGUAAUCUGUUAUAUUUAGUAUAUAUAACAAAUUACAAAUAGUAUUUACAUAUAACAUAUAGUUUAGUAUACGUGUAACAAUCUAUGUAUAUAUACACGUAAGGAUAACAUUAAUUUAUUAUACGUUUCGAUGAGACCUAACAGUAUUUUGCGUAACGAAUGAGAUCUUCAUCUUGUGACUUCGUUCUUGCGCUGCGAACUCCGAAAUUACUUCUGAGUUAUUCCCGAUCGUUACCGUUAAGCGUCAGUGAUAUAAUUAACACAACGAGAUUAUUUUUGUUAACGUAGCAGAAGAAGUUGUUAGCCACAAAUAAAGUAACGUAAGACGAACAGA
Messenger RNA from Odontomachus brunneus, 1153 nucleotides. RefSeq names its product sesquipedalian-1-like. NCBI's taxonomy places the organism in Eukaryota, Metazoa, Arthropoda, Insecta, Hymenoptera, Formicidae. The record is from RefSeq and is a predicted model, not a curated record. The coding region runs from base 37 to 687 and encodes 216 amino acids. Gene Ontology annotation, biological process: receptor recycling; endosome organization; retrograde transport, endosome to Golgi. Gene Ontology annotation, cellular component: recycling endosome; early endosome; trans-Golgi network. The transcript has 2 exons.